Messenger RNA from Entelurus aequoreus (snake pipefish), 1768 nucleotides. RefSeq names its product ubiquitin-associated protein 1-like. Gene Ontology annotation, cellular component: ESCRT I complex. Gene Ontology annotation, molecular function: ubiquitin binding. The transcript has 6 exons. Gene Ontology annotation, biological process: ubiquitin-dependent protein catabolic process via the multivesicular body sorting pathway. The coding region runs from base 74 to 1186 and encodes 370 amino acids. Lineage: Eukaryota; Metazoa; Chordata; Actinopteri; Syngnathiformes; Syngnathidae. The record is from RefSeq and is a predicted model, not a curated record.
CACACACACACACACACACAUUCAUUCAUUCAUUCCCAACCCACCUGAGUGGCAGACACCUGACAGGAGACAAAUGAGCACUUUGGAAGAUGUCCCAUUUGGAACCCCGCUGGGUUCUCUGGGGCAGGACGUUUACCUGAUGACGCCUCCAGACAUCUCCGUGCCUGACUGUCCUCGGAUCCUGCAAGAAACUCAGUAUGGUUUUAACCUGGAGAGGCUGAUACUGACAUGCCAGCAGCCUGCCUAUGAAGCUCCAUCCUGCCCCCCCUACUGGCUGAUGUUCAGCAGCCCUCAUGAGUGCUGCAGGGGGGGCCCUCAUCGCACCGCUGACCCUUGGAGCUCCAAGUCUCGGGCUCGCAGUUACAGCCUGAACUCUGCGGACGUUCACUGGCUGCACCACGGCACUCUCAGCUUCCUCAGAUCCGACUCGGAUGAAGAAUACGGUUACUGCGAAGACAACGAAGGCUCCUCCCCUGAAGAUGCUCCUCGAGAGCUGGCCAGGUGUCGAGAGCGGCCCCGCAGUGCCGUCCUCGCCAGGGUGCAAGACAUGCACCUGGACUUUCACACGCCGUGCUGUAGGCCGGAGUUGUCCCUGAGGAGCCACAGAGGCGCCUCACCAGAGUGUCUCCCAGCAGGACAGAAGAGCAGCAAGAAGAAGCAGCGUGCUCACAGUGCUGUGGGAAGACUACACCCCCAGAAGCAAGCCCCCGCUGGCCCCACUGCCUCCAGGUUGCAGCAGCAACGGCCCUCCUCUGCAGGGCCCUCCAUUAAAAAUCGCAGGCAAAAGGCUUUGAAGACCGGAGGAGCUUUCCUCGACUCGGCGACAGAACUGCUGUCAGCUCUCAGCCGAGAGGAGAGGGAGCUGCUGGAAGCUGUCACUGACAAAGGUUACCCUUUACGUACGGCCAUUUUGGCUCUGCAGAAGACUGGAUACAACAGCCCAGACAAGCUCUUGAAGUACCUGGUAGCCUGCAAUAAUCUCUGCGAGCUAGGUUACGAGGAAGCGCAAGUCGAGGAGGCCUUAGAAAUGUUCCAGAACUGUGAAAGCAAAGCUGCUGAGUUUCUGCGUCUUCUCGCUCAGUUUAAUGAGAUGGGCUUCCAGCAAAGUGCAAUCAAGGAAGUGCUGCUUGUUCAUGAAAACCAUCGUGAAAAGGCUCUUGAAGAAUUGAUGACCCGCAUGACUUAAACCAAACAUGGAGGGAUGUUCUACCUUCUAUGCUAUAUGGGGCAAUCUGCCAAACUAAUUCAAUGUGCUGUCCCAUUACCAAUAAAAAGGGUUUAACAAAACAAUUUAUUAUUCAGACAGAUUUUUACUGAGAUAAUACUAUGAUCUGUUUAAACCUAAGGCAUUAAUUGAGAUAGAGAUGAGACAUAAUUACAAAGUCAUCAUUUAUUGGUUACUUUCUAAUAGUGGUCACUACCGAAACACUCGGUGCUUACAACAAAAAAGAAAGUAUAUCGAGUUAUCAACAUAAAUACAAUACUGAUUGGUUAAAAGGUAUGUUUAAAUUCAUAAACCAUUAACCUAGAAAUCAAUCUGAUCAGGGUUACACAUUUUACAAAGAAAGAUUGCACAUCGAUUUUGAAAAAUGUUGAUAAUUGAAGAAAAUUUGUUAAAAAAUAAAGAAUUUUAUUGUGAAAAAUCUCAAUUUAAAAAAAAAUAAUAUUACACAUGGGAAGUAGACGUAAUAUUGACAGGUUGACAUACUAUUCUUUAUUUAUUAUUGAAUACUGUACUAUGUUUCGGUAGCGACAAAUUUGGGGAGAG